ACUUUCUCGAAUGGCUGCUUUCUUGCUGCUGAUUGCACUAAAUUCUCAAGUAAACAAAAUCUCAACAGUGUAUAUAAACGGAACCAAUAUCACAUAUCCGAGGAAAAAUUGCUGGUCCAGUUGGUCGCCAUGUACAGUAACAUGUAUCCCUCUUGCAAGACCUAAUGAUGCUGAUUUUGCUCGAAGAUGGAGGAUUUGGCUAAGGAAGACGAAGCAAUGCCGCGAUAUGGCACCUCCGAAACAAUUAACGCAAUUCAAGAAAUGUGGUGCGAGUGUACCUCGAUGUCUCCCGUUGGAGAGCAUUUAUGAUCCAUCGCCGCGUACCGUCUAUCGCUUAGCCGCUAUGAUGAUGUGCAUACUCAUAUCUGUCAUACCAUCGUUCUACAUAUGCUCCAAAUACUCUUCUGGUCCUCCAAUGGUCUAUUGGGUGAGAAACGGCAAGAUAUCACCUCCAACCGAUAUUGACGCCGUAGUUGUGACACAGCACAACGAGGACUUUACAAAUGCAUCCAAAACUUGAUUGAAUGCGUUGCAUUGUAAUUGUUGAAUUUGCGAUGCCUUUUCGUAUUUAAUAAACUUUUUUGGAC
Messenger RNA from Cylicocyclus nassatus, 587 nucleotides. NCBI's taxonomy places the organism in Eukaryota, Metazoa, Nematoda, Chromadorea, Rhabditida, Strongylidae. The record is from the annotation of a GenBank genome assembly.